Monodelphis domestica (gray short-tailed opossum) is the source of this 2218-nucleotide messenger RNA. NCBI's taxonomy places the organism in Eukaryota, Metazoa, Chordata, Mammalia, Didelphimorphia, Didelphidae. The record is from RefSeq and is a predicted model, not a curated record.
GCCAGUUUGGGUGGGGACGCCCAGAAAGCAGGAGCCCCACGGCGCUUGCUCUCUCUUCUGGGUCCCUGGUCCUCGCAGUCCCCUCCCUGGGUUCGCGGGCACCGGGCAUCCCCAGGAACUAUUGGCCCGUGGAGCCGGGCGGCAGCAGCCAUGGGAGCUGUCUGGUCCGCCCUACUGGUCGGGGGAGGUCUGGCCGGGGCGCUCUUCAUUUGGCUGCUGCGGGGGGAUUCUGGGGGCCAGGAUGCGGGCCCCAGGGAGUUGUUGCCUGCAGAAAGAGCUCCAGCAGCCCGGGGAGGGGACGGAGGAGGGAAUAGCGGAGACCCCCUUGACCCCAAGCCCAAGCAAGUGGCCCAACUCCGGGAGCAGAAAGGCGAUUGGAACGUCCAGAAAACAGCCGGAGUGUUCUCAUUUUUUUGUCUCUCAGAGCAUCAUCAGGAAAGUAAUGGAUGUUUGGUGUCUGAGUCCAAGAGUAGCAGCCUUGAGGGUCCAACAUGGAAACCACAGAAUAGUUCUACUCAAAACUUGAACUGUCUGAGACCAGGAGAACAAGUGUAUUCCUCACAGAUGCUGAAGAUGGAAUUUCCUAACUCUAUGAACCAUUCAGAAGUCUUAAAUAGUGAAAGCCUAGAACCUUCUCUACCAACAGCUGUGCAUUCUUCAGGAAAGUUCCCUUCUGACAACUCAUUCAUGGACAAACCUGAAGAACAGGUGAGAGCUCUGCAGGUGGAGAGCUCAGCUCUGGCUGAUCAUGAGCACUGGGAAAUGGUGCCCAGGCAUUCACUAUGGAGAGAUGCUGAUAAGGGCAAAACCUCUGAGCCUUCCCAUUCUGGUGUUUCCAUACUUGAACCCCAGAAACUAGACUAUGGAGGAGACACCCUCAAGGAUGCCAAAGGUCAAGAAGUUCAGUUGAAAACAAAGAGAGUGGCAGCAGUGUCUCAGCAAGUCAAUGUCCAAUUCCAGGUUCAUUAUGUCACCAUGUCUGAUGCCAGCCUGGUCGCAGUAACCGGAGACCAUGAGACCCUUGGUGGCUGGCACAGUUAUAUACCACUUCAAUGUGGCAAGGAUUGGUUCUGGUCUAGAUCAGUCCCCUUACCGAUAGAUACAACAUUGAAGUGGAAAUUUGUGGUCGUGGAGAAUGGGAGUAUUAUCCGUUGGGAAGAAUGCUGUAAUCGAAUCCUAGAGACUGGGCAUGAAGAUAAGAUAGUUUAUAAAUGGUGGGGCUGUCACUAAGUGGUUUCAAGAAGCAUCAGAAUAACUUGUAAGACUAUUGUGCCUUUUCUCAAAUGAUUUUUAUUACUCCAUGAGAACAAAGGAGCUAACUCCUGGAUUAUCCUCAGUAGCUCUUUUAGCCCAUGCAGUUUAUCAAGAGCUAUUAACAGCAUUUAUAUGAAGAAGCUGUAUGUGCCUCCCCUACCCCCAAUCAAACUUUGGGAUGUCCCAUUGAUGUCCCAUUGAUGAACUUGUGCUGGUCUAUUUCUACUUCAUUGCUCGGUUGCCUUGGCACAAGAAGCUGAGCUAAAGGAUUCUCUUGAGUGAUCAUGGUGGGUAGCAGGUCUCAAACCCAUGGAGUGCCAGUAUUUCCUUUCAAAGUCACCUGACUCUUUGUUAGUUUAGUUAAGAAUGAUGGCAUCCUAUGGAUUCUUUGAGUAGAUGAAUAAUAUUGUUGCCUUCCUUUGUAGCCCCAGUGACUGGUACCAGUGCCUAAUGAUUAAUUUAAAUUAAUGCAGUGAAAAGACCUGGCCUUCCAUAUGUUCAUAAGCUUAGGCCAACAUUUUGAGCAUUGCUUUUUGUUUGUUUGUGUGUUUUUGUAGGAAGAAGAAUGUGUAUUUUUUGCUUAGUUUUCUCAAGGGUUGAGUAUGCUCCCUCUGGGGACUGAAUAACGGGAAAAAGAUGGAAAUGCAAGUGGGAGUCACCUCAAUAGCAUUUCCUAAAGUAUCAGGAAAUGCUAUGAUACUACAUGGAUUCAAACAAGGCCUUUAAACCGUGCCGUUCUGGGCACCCCAAUCUAGAAGGGAGACAUUUCCAACCUGGAACAUUCAAUAUUUUUUCUUUCCAUCUUUCCCCACAGGCCCUGCCCAACAUGUUAUGUCAACACAGUUCUGGGUUUUGUAAUCACAGGUUGUAGGUGACCUAGGACAAUACUGCUAUCCCGGAAAUUGUGGAGGAAAUGCACUUAGAGUUAUUGGAACUAAGAAUACAAUAAAGCUGGCUAUUUUCA